UGGUCUUUAGAUCUAGAAUCUAGAUUCUAGACCCAGAUCUAGACAAAGUAUUAGUACUAGGAAAUGCCCACUAAAUAGAGACUGGGAUAUAUUCUGUCUAGAUCUAGAUACUAUUUAAUUGUAUCUUUAAUAAUCUAAUAACAAAGUUUACCAAAAACUUUACUAGAUCGAGUACUAUUAAUACAUACUACUAGGCUAGUUUAACUAGGACUAGAUCUAUCUUUAUCUAGAAUCUAGAUCUAGAAUAAAAAAUAAUCUAGAUUUAGAUUUUAGAUCAUCUACUCUACUCAGUUCACUCAGUGACUCACAAUUUAUAUUUAAUAUUACACUGGACUACUGUAUUUAAUUUCAACUUUUCAAGUAUUUUUUUUUUACCUUAUUAGAUCUAGAUCUAGGCUCUAUAUCUAAAAAUCUAGACUAAAUUACUAAAAUCUACAUAAAUCCAACUCAGAGACUCUAGUCUAGAGUUACAGUCUAGUAGCAAUCAAAUGGGUCUAUUUGGCAAAACACAACAGACUUCACCUAAGGAACUGGUAAAUGAAUGGACUCACAAAUUACGAAAAGAAGGCUAUAAUAUUGAGAGACAGAUACGAGGUAUUCAGCGUGAGGAAGAGAAAACAAAAAGAAUGGUCAAAGAAGCUGCUAAAAAGGGGGACAGAGAUUCCUGUAGGAUUCUGGCUAAAGAAAUAGUAAAGGCUGAUAAACAAAUCAAUAAGCUGUAUGCAUCCAAAGCUCACUUGAAUUCUGUACAAAUGAGUAUGAAGCACCAAUUAGCUACACUGAGAGUAGCUGGUGCUUUAGGGAAAAGUACUGAAGUGAUGCAAAGUAUGCAGCAGCUGAUUAAAGUGCCAGAAAUUCAAGCCACAAUGAGAGAAAUGUCAAAGGAAAUGAUGAAGGCUGGUAUUAUUGAAGAAAUGAUGGAUGAUGCCAUGGAGACCCUAGAUGAUGAGGACUUGGAAGAUGAAGCAGAUGAGGAAGUAGAUAGAGUCUUGUAUGAAAUUACAGCAGGUGAACUGGGUAAAGCUCCAGCUGCUGUGGAGGACUCCCUACCAGAAACAGAAGGUGCCAGAGCCCCAGCUGCAAGAGCUGGUCCCUCUCGUGUGGCUGCUGCAGCUGUUGCUCUGGAAGAGGAUGAUGAUGAUGGUGACAUUGAUGACAUGAAAGCACGGUUAGAAGCACUGAGGAGUUGAAUAUCUUUGUUCUCAAGUAUAAUUUAUUGAAAUAUAUACAUAUACAAAGGCUACAACAGCCAAAAAUAAAAUAAAACUUAAAUUAAAAAAUAUGCUAAUUACCUUUAUGUGCACAAUACAGAGUAGACCUUUCAAAUGAAUAUAUUUAAGAAUUUAACUUUACUAAAUAACUUAUUACUUUGUAUUUAAAUUAGUUUAAAGUGCAGAGGCAUAUUGCUCCAUUUUUAAACCAAAAUUAUACCAUGUGAAACCAAUUUUUUUUAUUAAACCCAUAAACCUGAAGAUGACUUAAUUCCUAUUACAGUUAUUUAACAAUAUACAUUUGAAUAAGUUAUAUAUUUAAACAAACUAACUAUCUUGUUUGAAGGCACAUGCAUUGAUUCCACAGACUUACUAAAGCUAACAUUUUUUCCUGGAUAAAAGAUUUGUUUAGAAUAGAGUGUAAAUAAUCGUGGGUCAUUCAACAUGAUGUAAAAGUAUUUAUAGCAAAUGUUCACAUGUAUGGAUAGAAAAUUAAUUGUAUCAAUGAAGAUUUUUACUUAUUCACUAUUAAAUAUUCAUUGAUAAUUAAGAUUAUUAUAAUUAUUAUAUUUGCUUAUACCAUAUUGUGGUGGCCUCAAAAAUGUUUUUCUUUUAGCAUAGUAUAAGAGUAGAAAAGUAGUCAUAACUCUUAUGUAAGAAACUUGUAUAUAUCUGUAUAUUUUACUAUUUUAUUUUCACUCAUAUUUCUUUAUGUUUUACUAUUUUAUUUUCACUUAUAUAUCUUUUUGUUUUACUAUUUUAUUUUCACUCUAGAAUUAAAUUUAUUACAUAAGUAUUAGGUUUGUGUAAUAAUCUAUACAGUAUACUUUUUGUCAUUAUAAGCAUUUUUCUCUCUAUGAAUUAAAAUUAACAUUUUAUUAUUUAGUUUAUUUGUUUGCUUUGUGACACAUUGUUUUGUUUCUCUAUUUGUUAAAGAAUAUGCUGAUAUAAUUAUUAUUAUGUUAUAUAUUCCAUUGCUCAUUUUAAACUUUUCAAUUUCUGUUCUAAAUACAAAAUUGCUGUUUUUUAUUCAAAUCAUUUUGAUGAAAUGUUUCUUUGUUUUUUCGUUAAAACAAAUAUCUGUUCAUGAUCAUUUUUAAGAUUUUUUUUUUUAACCUGUAGAAAAAUAAUCUUUAUUAAUUUUUUUUUUUUUAAAGAAGUUCAAAGAGAAACAUUUACAUUAAACAUUAAACAAACAAGUUAGCACAUCUAAUCAUUUAGCUUUAGGUUAGCUUUUAUUAUUUAUAUAUCAUUUGUCAAUCUUGUUUCCAUUUAUUAUUUAUGCUGUAAUAUAUUUGUAAACUUAUGCCCAAAUUAUUGUGAAAUAUUUGUUUGUUUUUUUUCUUGUCAAAAUUUCAGUGUCUAGUUGAAAAACCCAAAAUAAUUAUCUAGUUUGUCCAAUAAUUUUAUUAAUUAUUUUUGAGUUUUUGUUUUGCUUUGUAUUUACAUAUUACAUAUAAAUUUAUAUAUACAUUUAAAAAAAACAACUUCAAAUUUCAUAGACCUAAAUCCAAUUAUUAUUCUGAUUAUUUAUUUUAAAAUUUAUGUUCAUAUAAAACUCUUUUUAAAAAAGUAAAAAUAUAAAAACAUUUGUGGAAAAAUUAUUUUGAAAAUUUUAUGAAAAUAGUGUAGAUAUUACAGCCUUUGCAAGAAAGAAAGUUUAGAAAUGUCAAGGAACUCCUUGUGGGUCUUUCACUUUUAGCUACUUAUGCUAAUAGUUUUGUUUCCUAUUGCUAUAAAAAAAAAAAAGGUUGUCUUUUACUUUGUUGAAUAAAUGUUUAAAAUUUGUUGUGCUUAUGAUUUAAUAUAUUGGCUCUCUUUGUACUGGGUAUAUGUUUAUAUUUCCAAUUAUUAUAAGUGAGCUGUUUUUAUUUCAUCUCAUUUAUAUAGAAUUUAAACUCAGUAUAUUUUAGGCCUACUCUCAGUUAAUUAAACCACCAUUUAUAAUCAUGCUCCCUCAAAGUGUAUAUGUAAAUAUGUUUUAUAAAUAUCAAUCUUCAUCUACACUUAAAUAACAUAAGAAAAAAUGUUUUAAAGUCUCUUUUUAAUUUUUAUUUCAGAAUAAACAAAUAAACAAAAUUUUGUUAAAAUUACAGGGUUAUUGUGGUACACUUUUUUUUAAAGUUAAUCCAAAACAAUCCAUUUGAAUUGUAUGAAACGUAUAUUUAAAAUUGUUUUAAUUGAUCUUUGGCAAUGACAGUUGUUUCCAGUUUUAUAUUCUCUUUGGAAGGAUAUUGUUAUGAUACCAUCCCUUUUUCAGAGGUGUAAUGUGGAAGAUAGACUAGGCAUUUUUACACUUAGAUUUGUCUCAAUAAAUCUUAACUUUUAGAUCAACAGCAUUGUUUUCAGAGAUCUUUGACAUCAGUCAGUUCACCCAUGAGAAAGCAUUAUUAAGAUGAUGUCUUUAUUCAAAUAUUUAAACUAACAAAAGCUUAAAUGGUGUUUUCUUUUGCAAAGGAAUGUUUUCUUUUUCAGCUCCUGGAUGGUUAAAUAUGUAUAGAUAAAUAUCUUUCUAAAAUGCCAUUAUAAUUUAAGAAUAGUAAAGAAUGGCAUGUCCAGUGCAUUGACUAGCUAAGUUUUCAGUUCUUAACAUUCAUGAAAACAAUAUGUGGAUUUCAAGUUUGGUUCAAUUAGUGACAUUUCUAAAAGAAAGUUUGAUUGUCAGACUUGUAAAAAAAAAUUUUUUCUCAGGGACCAUGGAUAAGCAUGGUUCAGCUUAUAGUCAGUUAAAAACCACAUAGAUUAAUGAAAUUCAAAAGUUUACUAGAUUGAAAGUUUUAGAAUAGUCUUUGACCAUAUUAUGUCUCCCCAGAGCACAAAAAAACAAAUAAAUGAAUAAUUUGUGAAUGUUUGAAGGGGUAUAAUCAAAUUUGAUGUUUUAAAAAUGCAACAGCAUUAUUUAAGAAACAUUUAAUACAUAUAAUUAGUUAACUUCUAAUAUAUAUAUAAUUUGUUAAUUGAAAACAUCCUAAAAAUGUGUACUCUGCCAUGUAAAUAUUUAGAUUUGACUUUAUGAAAUUGUUGAUCUAAUAAAAUAUACUUGUAUGCUGUACACUUUUC
Biomphalaria glabrata is the source of this 4271-nucleotide messenger RNA. RefSeq names its product charged multivesicular body protein 3-like. The transcript is spliced from 6 exons. The record is from RefSeq and is a predicted model, not a curated record. Gene Ontology annotation, cellular component: ESCRT III complex; multivesicular body. Lineage: Eukaryota; Metazoa; Mollusca; Gastropoda; Planorbidae. Bases 489 to 1190 code for a protein of 233 amino acids. Gene Ontology annotation, biological process: late endosome to vacuole transport; protein transport; endosome transport via multivesicular body sorting pathway.